Molecule: messenger RNA, 324 nt
Organism: Ogataea polymorpha
Lineage: Eukaryota; Fungi; Ascomycota; Pichiomycetes; Pichiales; Pichiaceae
Exons: 1
Coding region: 1-324 (107 amino acids)
Biological process (GO): mRNA splicing, via spliceosome
Cellular component (GO): U2 snRNP; U12-type spliceosomal complex; catalytic step 2 spliceosome
Source: RefSeq, a predicted model, not a curated record
AUGUCUCGCCAUCAGCUCGAUUUGGUGCUAUGUCUCAAACAGCCCGGCACGGCAGUCGGCCGGCUGUGCGAGAAAUGCGACGGCAAGUGUCCCGCAUGCGACUCCCUCGUCAACGCGGCACGACCGGCACGCAUCUGCGACGACUGCGCGUUCGGGUCUGGUCGUGAAAAAUGCAUCAUUUGCGGCCUCCCUGGCAUCAGCGACGCAUACUACUGCCGCGAGUGCGUCAUGCUCGAGCGCGACAGAGACGGGUGUCCCAAAGUCGUCAAUAUCGGGUCCUCGCGCUCAGACAUGUUUUUCGAGCGCAAAAGACUGGGCAGGUGA